Molecule: messenger RNA, 2536 nt
Organism: Onychomys torridus (southern grasshopper mouse)
Lineage: Eukaryota; Metazoa; Chordata; Mammalia; Rodentia; Cricetidae
Product: splicing factor U2AF 35 kDa subunit-like
Exons: 2
Coding region: 46-756 (236 amino acids)
Biological process (GO): mRNA splicing, via spliceosome
Cellular component (GO): U2AF complex; spliceosomal complex
Molecular function (GO): metal ion binding; pre-mRNA 3'-splice site binding
Source: RefSeq, a predicted model, not a curated record
AGUAGUUGGGGCUCUGGGUGCUGAGUUGCAGACGUCUGCUGAAAAAUGGCUGAAUACUUGGCUUCCAUCUUUGGCACCGAGAAAGACAAAGUCAACUGUUCAUUUUAUUUCAAAACUGGAGCAUGUCGUCAUGGAGAUAAAUGUUCUCGGUUGCACAAUAAACCAACCUUUAGCCAGACCAUUGCUCUCUUGAACAUUUACCAUAACCCUCAAAACUCUGCCCAGUCUGCUGAUGGUUUACGCUGUGCUAUGAGUGACAUGGAGAUGCAGGAGCACUAUGAUGAGUUCUUUGAGGAAGUCUUCACUGAGAUGGAAGAAAAGUAUGGACAGGUUGAAGAGAUGAACACCUGUGACAACCUAGGAGACCACCUGGUGGGAAAUGUAUAUGUCAAGUUUCGUCGUGAGGAGGAUGCAGAGAAAGCUGUGAAGGACUUGAAUAACCGCUGGUUUAAUGGGCAGCCAAUCCAUUCAGAGCUGUCCCCAGUGACUGACUUCAGGGAAGCCUGCUGCCACCAGUAUGAGAUGGGAGAAUGCACAAGAAUGGGCUUCUGCAACUUCAUGCAUCUGAAGCCAAUCUCAAGAGAGCUCAAACAGAAGCUGUCUCGGCGCCAGUGCAAGAAGCAUAGAUCCAGGUCCCGAUCCCGGGAAAGGCAUUCUCCAUCCAGAGACAUUAGGCAUGGUGGCAGCAGGGGAGGUAGAGGACGAGAGCAUGACAGGAGGCAGUCCAGAUACCUCAAGAGAGAUAGGAGAUUCUGAGCCCAGCUGUUUAUACCUUGUGUCUGCUAGACAGUGUUAUAGUUGAUUGACAAGCCAGUUCAUAUUGGAAUUUAACAAACAACAACAACAACAACCAAAAAUGAUGAGUUUCUGACUAAAAUUUGUAGUGAAAAAAUAAGAAAAAACACCUUAUCAAAUACAGGGUUCAGGGUCUUCCUGUGAACUUUAGUCUGGUGUUUUGUUCUGGUGGAAGCUCUACCUCAGCCCCUGGCAUCCACAUACCCAAAGAGCCUGGGAUGAUUAGGUGGAACCCCCACCUGUCUCUCCCCAGACCCUGCCCCUUUCAAAAAGCCCACCAAGCUUCAGCCCAUCCCUCCAGAAAGCCUGUGAAGGUUCAGCUUCCCCCCUCUGGGUACUACUCAAUACCUGGUAGCCUUAUUUGCCAUGUGAGUCCUCUCUUGCCAUCCCAAGGGUCACCUAGGAGUUUCUUGCUCUGUUUAUUAUACCUGGAUUUAUUAAUUUAGUUUGAUUGACUUAUUACAUCAGCAGCAGCAGAAAAACCAAUGAACAGGGAUUCAAAACUUAUCACUUUUGUUGUCCUGUUAGGAAGCAAGUUGAUCUUAAUAUAAUGCUCUGAAUUUCCAGAGAAGUCCUUGGCUGGCAAAUUCACAUCUCUGUAUCUUCAGGAUGAACUGUUUCAAGUGCAGUCAUAGUUUAAAAUGAAGUUCAGUUUCCCACAGGCUUUGCUGUUACUCUUGUCAUUUCUGUCCAGUGACCUCUGUUCAUAUAAUCUGAUUUAAUUCUACCAAUCCCAUCACCUGCUCCUGCUUCUGAGGCUGUUGGAUAUUAAAUUCCAGGUUCGACAGGUUGAGUUGUCUUCGGAUUGAGAUUUGCCUUAAAUGAAAAGUAAGACAGCAGAAUUAUAACCUCAUUAGCUAUCUGUCUUUCAGAAACUUGUGCCUAGAAUGUCAGUGUGCUGUUAUAUUUUGAGAAGUGCUUAUGUCUGUGGGUACUUUCUUUUCCCUUUUAGCCUAAAAUCAAAAUGUUCAUCAUAUGAGUAAUGUGAGCAAAGCUGCUCCCUACAGCUUUAGGCUAAAAAGAGAGGCUUGGUAUCAGGAAAUGAACUUGCAACCAUGUGACCCAAGAGCUUUAAAGGUUUUCAUGUACUUUCUAAAUGGUCUAAUGAUCAUUAGAGCCUAUCUGGCUGGGAGAAUGUGAUGAUUUUCACAAACAAGCUCCUUUAAGAAGAAAAAUAUUCACUUUUAGAUUAUAUCCCCAAACUGAAAUAAUUGGCUUUGUGUGUGUCAGGAAGAAUGCCUCUUUCUCAAGCUAGGUGUGGUGGUGGCUGAUGCCUGUAUUUCUAGCAUUUGGGAGGCAGAGAUGGAACAUUUACCACUGAGUUAAAGUCAGCGUAGGCUAGAAAGUGAGACCCAUCCUCAGAAACGAAACCAAACCAAAGAUAGCUUUCUCUAUAUACAUGAAAUUUUCUACUAGUGUCUUAUAGCUUUGUAAAGACAGAAAUUCUUAAUGGUUUAGAUAAAAUUAUUUCAUUGUGAGAAUAUAGGUUUUACUAUUAUAAAGACUUACAGGACUCAGUCAUGUAUGCUUGCAAGGGAUUUUGUUGGCUGUGACUCAUGCCUCUGUCAGGACAGAGAGUAUUCUGUCCUUUCCACAUAGGUUAUCAAAAAGUGUGUGUGUGUGUGUGUGUACAUGUGUUUAAAGGUGUCCACCAAUAUGAGCAGAAGAGGAUGUCACACCAUCUGAUCUGAACUAGAAUUACAGGUGUUGUCAUCUAUGCAAUAUGGUUGCUGGACCCAAA